Messenger RNA from Trametes versicolor FP-101664 SS1, 1593 nucleotides. RefSeq names its product pyruvate kinase. Gene Ontology annotation, cellular component: cytoplasm. The record is from RefSeq and is a predicted model, not a curated record. The transcript has 13 exons. Gene Ontology annotation, molecular function: pyruvate kinase activity; magnesium ion binding; potassium ion binding. Lineage: Eukaryota; Fungi; Basidiomycota; Agaricomycetes; Polyporales; Polyporaceae. Gene Ontology annotation, biological process: glycolytic process. The coding region runs from base 1 to 1593 and encodes 530 amino acids.
AUGUCCUCCUCCACCAUCACCUCCCGCAUCGUCUGGUCGGCCUCGCUCGACCCCACCAAGGCACAGGUGCCCACGGAGGAAACCAAGUUCCACCGCAAGACCUCCAUCAUCGCCACUAUCGGUCCCAACACUAACAAUGUCGAGAAGUUGGCGGAGUUGCGUCGCGCGGGUGUGAACAUCGUUCGGAUGAACUUUUCUCAUGGCGAGUACGAGUGGCACAAGAGCGUUAUCGACAACACCAGGAAGAUGGUCUCCCUGGACCCCACCGGUCGCCCCGUCGCGAUCGCUCUGGACACCAAAGGCCCCGAGAUCCGUACUGGGUUGAUGCGGGACAAGAAGGAUAUCCCCAUCAAGGCUGGCCAUGAGUUCAUCGUGUCCUCCGACCCCAAGUACUCUGAGAUCUGCGACGACAAGAUCAUGUACAUGGACUACAAAAACUUGCACAAGGUCACCGCGCCCGGCAAGCUCAUCUACGUCGAUGAUGGUAUCCUGUCCCUGCUUGUGCUCGGCGUCGAGGGCGAGAACGUGCGCGUUCGCGCUCUCAACAAUGGCACCCUCUCCUCGCGCAAGGGUGUCAACCUUCCCAAAACCGAUGUCGAUCUCCCCGCUCUUUCCGAGAAGGACAAGGCCGACCUCCAGUUCGGUGUCAAGAACGGCGUCGACAUGAUAUUCGCGUCUUUCAUCCGCCGCGCGGAUGAUGUGCGUGACAUCCGUCGCGUCCUCGGCCCGGACGGCGCGAACAUCAAAAUCAUCGUCAAAAUCGAGAACGAACAGGGUGUCGCGAACUUCGACGAGAUCCUUGCAGAGACCGACGGUGUCAUGGUCGCCCGUGGUGACCUCGGUAUCGAAAUUCCCGCCAGCCAGGUCUUCCUUGCGCAGAAGAUGAUGAUUGCCAAGUGCAACAAGGCUGGCAAGCCCGUGAUCGUCGCCACCCAGAUGCUCGAGUCCAUGACGUACAACCCUCGUCCCACUCGUGCGGAGGUCAGCGACGUUGCCAACGCCGUCAUCGACGGCGCUGACUGUGUCAUGCUGUCCGGCGAGACCGCCAAGGGUGCUUACCCCAUCCAGUCUGUGCUCAUGAUGGCGGAGACGUGCUUGCUCGCUGAGGCGGCUAUUUGCUACCCUGCUCUGUACGACGAGCUGCGUGCGGUCGCCCCGCGCCCCACGGCCACCCCCGAAACCGUUGCGAUCGCUGCGGUGGCUGCUGCUGCGGAGCAGAACGCGAGCGCUAUCAUCGUGCUGUCGACGAGCGGCAACACGGCUCGCCUCAUCUCGAAGUACCGCCCUGACGUACCCAUCAUCACUGUUACUCGCAACGAGCAGACUGCUCGCCAGAUCCACCUGCACAGGGGAUGCUACCCCUUCUGGUACUCCGAGCCGCGCGGCAUUGAGGCCCACCAGUGGCAGACGGAUGUCGACAACCGUAUCCGGUUCGGUCUGCGCAACGCGCUCAAGCUGAACCUGAUCAAGCAGGGCACGACGGUCGUCGCGGUGCAGGGCUGGAAGGGUGGAUUGGGCCACACGAACACGCUGCGUGUGCUGUCGGUGCCGACGGAUCACGCAGACCUGGCUCAGCAGCCUCUGGGCGCCUGA